UCCUAUUAUUCAUGAUAAGCGAGACGUAUUUUCAUGGGAAGAAAAUUAAUAAAAUUAAUUAAAUAAAAAUUUAAUUCUUACUUAUAGUUCAUCGUUUUGAAAAAUUUGCAAAUAAUAAGUGAAGAACGUAUAAAUUUUAAUGAGAAAUGAGUAGUGAUACAUUGCGGGAGCAAACAAAUAGUGCCAUUCAAUUGUUUGCAUUACAUUUGGAACAAUUUAUGCAAAUUUCCCUCAAAGUGAUUAAACAAUUCUUUGCCGACUCUAUAUUUGUCAAGUCAAUUGACUUUUCACCGCUCCAGAGCACUCUUCUGAACGUAUUGCUGGUGCUUUUGCUAUUUACAAUCGUAUUAAUAGGCUAUUCCUGGAAGGUAUACGGAAUAGUAAUUACAGAGAAAUUUGUACGACCAAGUACUCUGAAAGAAAUCGAAGAGCUUAAGUCUUCAGUGGAUAAACUAAAGUUACCAAAAGAGCAUUCGCCGAGGAUUUAAUUAAAAUGUCA
Messenger RNA from Stomoxys calcitrans (stable fly), 499 nucleotides. RefSeq lists its product as uncharacterized. The coding region runs from base 147 to 488 and encodes 113 amino acids. The record is from RefSeq and is a predicted model, not a curated record. Lineage: Eukaryota; Metazoa; Arthropoda; Insecta; Diptera; Muscidae. The transcript is spliced from 2 exons.